GCUACAAUAAAUCACUUCGUGCAUAAUCUUUCUUUGUGCGAUUAUAAUUUGUAAUUAAUUAAAUUUUUACUGUACUACACCUUAUAAACUUCUCCAUUUAAUUUGUUACUUAAUAGUUACAACCGUUUUGGUAAUGGAGGCGUCCACGUCAUCGCAUGGUGUCAUUCCUGAAGACAAGUUAAAGCCUUGGACCGUCUUUCGCAACGUGGGAGCGGAUGGAGAGGAGAUUUUGAAGGCAGCGAAAUUGAUACAUGUUCACGACAAGGAGGGUUUCGUCGUCACCACGACGGACGAAACUUACCACUUCAUCCAUAAAGGUCUUGACGAUGCGAAAAUUACCAGAAUUCCUGAAUUGUGCAACGUUCUAGUGAAAGAAUUUAUCAUUGGAUCAGUUAACCUCGCAAUUACGGAGGACGGACUACUCUACUCGUGGUGCAGUGAAUUCCGCCCAGCCGAUGUACCAUUUGAUAGGCGAGCUGAGCACUUAGGACGUAUCGCUAAUUGUCGGGAAGAUAAGUACACGCCCAGACAAGUGCCGAGUUAUCUGACUAGAGGAAAAAUACGGCAAGUAGCGUUGCCAGGGAUGGGAAUGGGGAACGUCGUGGCGUUAACGGAGGGUGGGGAUGUUUAUCAGUGGGGUACAUUUGGUGAGAUAACCAUUUGGGCGCCAAUGUUCGUUGAUAAGGAAGAAUGGGAUUGUGGGGACCUUGUCUCGGUGGGGUGUAAUUUUGGGGCGAAUUACGCCCUCAGUGAAAGAGGAGAGGUAUUUCGAUGGGGAUUUGGUGCAGAUGAUGGACACAAAUUGAGUACAAGAGGCAUCCCAGUGAAGAAGAUUGCCACAACACAAAAUACUAUUUGCGCUUUGACCUUUGACGGUAAAGUUCAUUCGUGGAGGGCUCCAGCAGUUGGAGGGAAUCUGACUUGGUCAACGAAACCAGUAGUUGUUGAUUUCUACGUCCAGGACAUUCGAACCUGUUGGAUGGAAGACGUUUGUGUCGUCGAUUUUAAGUCUAACUAUUUAGCUUGCUAUCUGGAUAAGCAGCCGACUCGGGAGGUCCCUUAUUUUUUAGUACGAAUAGAAGAAUGUUUUGCUCGAAUUUGCCAAAAAAGUUACGGAACUAUUAUUAUGGAGAGAAGCCAAGAAGACAAGAAACCCUCGUUGGGUGACGAUUUAUGGAGUAGUAAGGAUACUAUGGAUGCUACAUUUUCCUUGCAAGGGAAAAUCAUUUCCGCGCAUAAACUGAUUCUCACGUGCAGAAGUGAAUAUUUCGCAAAAAUGUUUAGCGGCGAGUGGAGUGAAACGAAAGGAUCCGUGAUUGAAAUCAAGGACACGAAGUAUGACAUUUUUGAAGCUCUACUGUUCCACAUUUACCACGACAAGGUGACUUUCUCGGAGAAGGAGUACGAAAAUAUUUGUGGCCUGAUGAAGUUGGCGGAUUGUUAUUGCGAAGUGAAAAUUCGGCGUGAAUGUGAAGGGAUUCUGAUGCGGAAUAUCGGCGCAGAAAAUGCAUUCUUUUUACUUCAACAUGCCGUCUCAGCAAACGCUUUGAAUUUGGAAGAGAAAGUAACAAAAUUCAUCCUGGAGAAUCGACUCGUCAAUACAAUUUCAUUGGGUGGUGCCAGCGACUUGGUCGCUUUACUGGGGAGGGAAGCAUUCGACAAAUUUGCGAUGGCCGCACUUCGUCGAUAGCUUGCUAUUAAUGGAUCCGGGAAUAAUUAUUUUUGUAGUUACUUUCAACUUUUGCGAAUAAAAUAUGACAUUUCUCCCCAAU
Molecule: messenger RNA, 1772 nt
Organism: Folsomia candida
Lineage: Eukaryota; Metazoa; Arthropoda; Collembola; Entomobryomorpha; Isotomidae
Product: RCC1 and BTB domain-containing protein 1
Exons: 8
Coding region: 134-1690 (518 amino acids)
Biological process (GO): proteasome-mediated ubiquitin-dependent protein catabolic process; regulation of proteolysis
Cellular component (GO): cytoplasm
Molecular function (GO): ubiquitin protein ligase binding
Source: RefSeq, a predicted model, not a curated record